Molecule: messenger RNA, 1737 nt
Organism: Hydatigera taeniaeformis
Lineage: Eukaryota; Metazoa; Platyhelminthes; Cestoda; Cyclophyllidea; Taeniidae
Source: the annotation of a GenBank genome assembly
AUGAACUGUACAAUACCUGUCGAAUUAGUGGGGAGCUUUGGGGAAGCCUAUCCGGGCUAUCUAGUCGAUUAUAAAGCACCUGAUAGCUUCGUUUUUCGAUUUGCGGAGGAAUUUCCUGGAUUUCCUGCCGAGAUCACGGUGUUGCCGACCCGUUUGCGGAAACCACCUAAAUAUAUCGUAAAUGGGACGAAGGAGUCCGAUGUCUCUGUCGGCGAUCUUGUUGAGGUGUUGGCUGGGAAGUCGGCCGCAAAUGACGCUACUGACGCUCUUCCACCCUCCUGGUGGCCUGCUCGGAUUACUAAAAGACGUGGGGACUUUGCUAUUGUCGAAUUUAUUACCUGCGAGGGAGUUCCAGAUGCGUACACGAAAUUUCCCAAACCUCGCCUCGAAAAUGGGGUUGAAAUUAACCAAGUUAGACAUAAAAACUCGGAGAAGCUGCUUUCAGAGUCGGACUUCUUGUAUCACAUUUUUAAUGUCCCUCAGGAGUUAGUUGGACUCUUCAAAGAGCCGGCCAACAUUGAACACAUCGUUCGUGCCUGUGGGCAAUCAAUGCUCUUUUGCCAAAUUAGCGAGGACAUGGAACUUCCUCCAGAGUUUUCUAAUGCAAACAUAUCUGAGGCGUCAUUGACCAAGUUUCUAGUUGUUUGCACAUCUAUGGAGACAAAACUCAAGGCGGAAACCAUAAACCAUGAUGUGAUUCGAAUGCUGAGACAGAAACACAGCAUACUCCAUCAAAUUAGUGAACUUUCGCGUCGCCUCAAGGAAGUAAAUUCGGUUAAGAGCGAUGAUUUUGUUUGUGCUGAAUUUUCUGUUGAAAAAGACCUUGUUGGUCACUCCAUUGGCGCGGGCGGAGCUAAUAUUCGUCGAGCUCGAUCGGUAGAUGGGAUUGUUAGUGUUAUCCUCAACCCUGAUACUUGCACGUUUAAAGUCACGGGAAAGACCAAAGAGGCGGUUGAGAACGCGAAAAAAUUAUUAGAGUACGCUACGGAGGCUAUGCAAGUUCCUCAACAGUACGUGGGACGUAUUGUUGGACAAAAAAAUCAUCAAAUUCAAGCUUUAGUGGAUCGGGUUGGACUAGCUAGGAUUCGUGUCCAAGCCGCUAACGAGGUAACCGUACCGAAUUGCGUGCCUUUCGCUUUCACGGGUACUCGGUCGGCAAUAAAUGAUGCCAAGAUAUUGAUCAAUUUCAUUACUGAUAAUCUGAAGGAAAUUGACCAACUUCAGGCUAAAAUUACUCCACAUGAAUACAAUCGUUUUAAUAAUGGAGACGGAAGCCGCUUCAAGAGGCGCGAUCCUUCGAGUAAGUCAGAAAGCGCCAAAGGUGAACUAACUUUUCGUUCACAUCAUACGGAUAGUGGCCAUGGUACUGAUAAUGGUUUGACUGCUCCGGUUACUUUCAACGGUGAUGCUGGCGGUCGAUUUAGGAGUGGGAGGGGCACGGACACCUGUACUGAACACUCCGAUUCAACUUCAUUUCGUAACUCUCGUCCAUCAACUAACCGUCGUCGUAGGAAUCAUCUUCAGUCAUCUCGAGGUGGUGGGAAUAGUGGUAAGCCCUCCUCACCACCUCGACAGAAAUCGUUGCCUCCACCUCCACCCAAAACAGAGCCAGUCCAACAGUCUGAGGUCAUUCCUCGUCAAACGCCCAGACAUCAUGAUGGGGGUGGUCGACGUGGUAAGGGUGGGAACCGGAAUCAGGCGGAUGUUGAGGGCGUCUCGGUUACUAACGCAUCCUGA